Messenger RNA from Pocillopora verrucosa, 939 nucleotides. Its product is annotated as melanocortin receptor 4-like. The record is from RefSeq and is a predicted model, not a curated record. Lineage: Eukaryota; Metazoa; Cnidaria; Anthozoa; Scleractinia; Pocilloporidae. Gene Ontology annotation, biological process: G protein-coupled receptor signaling pathway. Gene Ontology annotation, cellular component: plasma membrane. Gene Ontology annotation, molecular function: G protein-coupled receptor activity.
AUGGCCAGGGCAAAUUUUACAGAACGUGGAACACAAGCGAAAACAUUUGAAGAACUGCGAUGCUAUCCCUCUUCGGCAGGUGGAUCACAACAACAGUCGAUAAUUUUCUCAGCAGUAAACAUCCUCUUCUCUAUCAUAGCACUUCUUGGAAAUUCUCUUAUCCUUGCCGCCCUUCACAAAGAAUCCACACUUCAUCCGCCGUCCAAACUCUUGUAUCGUUGCCUGGCAACAACUGAUCUGUUGAUUGGACUUGCAGGCCAGCCUCUUUAUGCCACUUAUUAUAUUUCAUUAGUUUACGAAGACUGGGAUCUUUGUCGUUACGCAGUUGACGCCGCUUUCAUCACAGGCUAUGCAUUAUGUGGAGCGUCUUUGUUAACGAUUACUGCUAUCAGCGUGGACCGACUUCUCGCUCUGCAGUUGGGGCUGAGAUACAAACAAGUUGUUACUUUGAAGCGCACGCAUAUCAUUCUCGCUACGUUUUGGAUUGUAUCCAGUAUUUCUGCUUUUUGCUACGUUCUAGAUCCCCAGAUAUCCUUUUGGUGUAGCUAUAUAGUUCCACCUCCUUGCCUAAUGAUCUCGGUCGCCUCAUACAUAAAGAUUUUUCGCACUCUUCGUUGUCUUCAGGCAAAAGUACAAGAUCCUAUUCAGCCGAGCACACCAAAUGCAUUAAACAUGGCGCGAUACAGAAAGGCAGUGUACAGUGCACUGUGGGUGCAGUUAACAUUAGUUGUGUGUUACCUACCGUAUAUUGUGAUGCAAAUUAAGAUUGUUUACAGUAAGACAUAUCCAUCUCAAUCUUCCAUCAGUUUUGAAAUAGCUUAUUCUUUAGUUUACUUUAACUCGACGUUAAACCCGUUUCUUUAUUGCUGGAAUAUUUGUGAAGUGAGGCAAGCAGUGAAGCAGACAAUGAGACAGGCAUUUUCCUGCGCUUGGAAUUAG